Molecule: messenger RNA, 234 nt
Organism: Triticum turgidum subsp. durum (durum wheat)
Lineage: Eukaryota; Viridiplantae; Streptophyta; Magnoliopsida; Poales; Poaceae
Source: the annotation of a GenBank genome assembly
AUGACGGUGGCCGAGCUAGACCCCGUCAGGGACAGGGCGCGCAUAAGAUUGACCGUGUUGGAGGCUGUUAAUCACAGCGACGUCCUGAUGGAGUCGUUAGAUUGUCCGAUGACCAAACCAGUUGCCGAGCAAACGUUGUCGCCGAUGCAGGAGCUGAACGCCGAAGGGCAGAUCUGUGAGGCGCAGGGGGCAGCGGCUGCGGAGGGAGGAGGUUCACCAUGGGCAUCCAAGUAG